Molecule: messenger RNA, 5842 nt
Organism: Cherax quadricarinatus
Lineage: Eukaryota; Metazoa; Arthropoda; Malacostraca; Decapoda; Parastacidae
Source: RefSeq, a predicted model, not a curated record
AUGCAUAACAUCAUAAACAAACAGUGGGUGGGGCUGAUGCCAGAAGAAAGAACAGAGAUACGCUCCACCUUGUAUAGGUUUGUUUUAGAAAAUCACAAGGUUGCCCCCUACUACAUUCGGAACAAAUUGGUCAAGCUGGUCGUUGAUAUUGCACGGCUUUCCUGGCCUCACUUCUAUCCCGAUUUCUUCACUAAUGUCUUGUCUUUAUCAAGAAGUCCUGACACUGUGGUGUUGUGUAUUGUGUUUCUUCAAACAAUCAGCGAGGAGUUGGCUUGUCCUCGCGAAGAACUGUCGUACUCCCGACGUACAGAGCUGCGACGACUCCUCUCUCAACAAGUGCCAACAAUGCUCACUCUUCUCUCUAGUUUAUUAGAGGGUGUUGUGGAGAAGCACAAGAAUGCAGUAACGGCCACACCUCCGCCCUCUCCGACACACACGCACAGUCAGUCUCCGUCUCGCUCGGCUCUCUCGUCCUCUCCAAUUCAAACAGGUACACUAAGCAGUAUGUUUGACAGCCUGGAGAGUGGCACCAGCACACGCAUGGCCUUUCUACUGCCUCCGCUAGACACUGAGAGUGAGACAAUAGCCUUGCUCUCUCUCAACUGUCUCACUCACCUCUUCUCCUGGAUUCCACUCUCUACACUUAUAACCCCACAUCUGCUCAAUACAAUAUUCCUUUUUGCAUCAUUAGGAGCUGACCCACAGCCCAGCAAACUCCAUAAUGGUUCACUGGAGAAGAGUUUUAGUGGGGAAUCCCUGGGAGUUCUGGCUAUGGGGGCCAUCAACGAGAUCAUGAGCAAGAACUGUGUCCCUCAUGACUUCGAAGAAUUCCUCUUGCAGAUGUUCAGGAAUACAUUCCAGCUGUUGCAGAGAUUAGUGAGAGACGAACCUAACACAACUUCGCGUCUACAGUUACUAGACCCCAGUUAUCUAGAUAAAUUCACAGAGUUUCUGCGACUAUUUGUAAGUGUCCAUCUCAGAAGGUUUGAAAACAAUUCUCAGUUCCCUGUUUUGGAAUUCCUGGCACUGCUCUUCCGCUACACAUUCCAUCAGCACUGCGUGGAGGCUUACUUCAACUGUCUGGAUGUCUGGAGUAUCUUUCUGGAUCAUCUACUUUCCAAGGUUCAAGGACCACAAGAUCAAACUGGAGUAGGGAGGUACGAGGAUGCCUUAAUAUCACUGGCGAGAGGGAUUCUCCAUAAAAUACAACUAAGACAUAACCAGGCAGAGCUCGAGGAACUGGACCACGAAAUCUGUGAGGAAAUAUCAGAGAACAACAUGCAUCACUAUGGAGAGUUGGGGACGAGUGAGGAGAUAUCAGAGUGGCAUUCCUUCUUCACCAGGAACCUGGAACUACUGGCCAAAAUUGCUGACCUUCUGCCCGAUCAAAUCUUCACUCUGGUGUAUGAACCAUGGAACGAAGCCACAAAAUUAUACCUCAGCCUUCAGUCCAACAUGAUAGAACAAAAUGGCCGUCGUCGACUCAACAUUUCCGCCGAGCACGAGUGCCCUCGUUUACACUGCCUAUUAAGGGACUUAUCCUCCUUGCUUCAGGCCAUUGGUAGGCUCUCGACGCUCUUUCUGGGAGAAGAACUGCCUAAGAGAUCAGCCACAGCAAUACAGGUUAUUGAAAAGUUAGUUCAGAUGGCCAACUACAGCACAGGAUUAAAGCUCUUCGAGGUAGAGACUGCUGUAGACGUUCUACAUUCUGACUUUGUAGAGGUUCACGCACAAGUUUUGUCAACAUUGAGAGCCUGGGUGCACUGGCUGUCUCAGUUAUAUGGUCAGCAGUUUGUCCAAGUGUUUCCUGGUGGAACACAAACACAUCAACACCAAGACACCUGCCACACAAUCAACAAACAGAUGCUAGUUGCUGCGACUAAUGUUCUUAAUGUUGAGGCUCCGCCACUCAUUAUCAACUGUGGCGUACAGCUGCUGCUGUCAUUAUCUGUUAUGAUGCGUUCACCUGUGGCACUGGAGAUGAACCAAGUACAGUCAUUAUAUGUACAAGCUCCAUCACUUUCAUCUGAUAUAAAGGUGCGAGGAUUAAUUCUGCGCGCUUUAGUCAACUUUCUUCUGCUACCCUGGCCCAGCUUUGUGGUUGAUCAUAGGCUAGAGACACGUAAACACCACCUCACAUCUUUCAUCAACUCAUUUACGUGUGAAGUGCGGAAAAUUGACGUGCAGGCAUUGGUAGAUGACAAAACUCUUCAGGAAACUAUGGCUCCAAAGCUGUGCGACACACUGUCGGUGAUCCGUUACCAGGUGGAGGAACUCAACAACACAGAUAAGGCUAGCCGGGAACUAUACUACCACUGUGUUCAAGACAUCAUUCACCAAGCCAUACUACUGUUCCCCAUCUAUGUCCAGCAUUCCAGUGUAUGUGAGGAGAUCUUAUCACUGAUGGUGGUGGUGAUGCAGGUGCUGAGAGUUCAACUGGGUCCUGGCAGAGUGGAAGCCACCAUACAGACAUUCCUUGAUGUCUUCACUACCAGACAUCACCUUCAGCUGGCUAUCAGUGCUGACAAUCCCGCUGCUGUCAGGGUCGUUGACAAAUUUCUCAAACUGCUGGAGUUGAUAGUAAGUGAACCUGGACAGUCGUUCAGGCAGUUUAUCCCAAACACCAUCACACUGUGCAUGGAACACAUCUAUCCUGUGGUGUCGGAGCGAGUCUCUCCAGAAGUUAAGGGUCCCUUGUUUGAGCUGCUUCGCUGCCUUCUAGAACAUAACUGGAAGUAUUUCUUCAAACCAUCUGUGCAUAUAUCACUGGGAGCUGGAAACUGGGAUUCUAUAGAGAAUGAAGCCCAGUUCAUCCAGAUCAUGCAAGCCUUUGGUCAGUCGUUCAUGCAGCCAGAUAUAACAAUAUUUAAGCAUAAUCUGGAAGCUCUUGAGUCCCUUAAUUCCAAGUAUAAGUUAUAUCAUAAGGGAGUGUUCCGUAACUCUAUGCUGGGGCAGUUCAUCACUGUGUUGUUGCAAGUGUUGGUUCACCGUUCUCAAGAUCUCUUGCAGGAAGAGAUCACCAUUACAGUAUAUAAUAUGGCAUCGGUGGAUUUCACUACAUUUUUUGCAGCGUUUGUGCCCCAUUUUCUUCAAAAUAUGGAUGGCCUGGAUAAUGACCAAAGAACUACAUUGAAACAAAACUUUAAAACUGACACGGACCUUCCAACUUUUACACAAAACGUUCAACGGUUCAUCAAUGAUCUGCGAUACUACCGCACCUGCAACACUAGUCUACCCCCAGGCACUGUCAAGUUAUAGUACUGAUAAUAUUCACCUUGGUUGCCAUAGAGAUCAUUUCAAGACUUGCACUGUUGUUCUGGCUGUUGACAUCGUAUUUUGUUCCACAUAGUGUGAUCAUUCUAGUUCCACACAAUGUGGAACUAAUAAACAGUCAGCCAGUGUGCAGAAUAAAGCCUUCAUUUAGAUGUAGAAUAAAGUGCAUAUCAUCCCAUAUUCAUUAUCUGUCUUGCUCUAAAUAGUGCCCCUUAAGGCAGAUCUAAAAUUUAUGUCCUGUGUGAAAAAAAGGCAUUUAUGUACAGUUUAGGACAUUUAUUAGAGGACUGAAACAUGGUGUUUCCUCUAAUAAAUGGCCUGAACUGUGGUAGUAUAAACUUUGUAAUUAAUACCAAUAAAUUGAGAUAUUUACUGUUUGGUAAGACAGUGAUGGUGUGAAAGAUGGUGAAAGUGUUUCUUUUUCGGGUCAUCCUGCCUUGGUGGGAAACAGCCAGCAUGUUAAAUAAAAAAAUAAACGGUUUAGAAAGACACAUAAGCAAAUACGUACAGUGGUACCUCGGGAUACGAACAGCUCAAAACUCGUACAGUUAUUAAAGUGUAUUUAUGUAAGUGCUUUUGUAAGUGUAUUUUUGGGGGUCUGAAAUGGAUUAAUCUAAUUUACAUUAUUCCUUAUGGGAACAAACUUGUUUUGGUAUUGGCACUCGAACAGCCUUCUGGAAUGAAUUAAGUUCGUAUCCCGAGGUACCACUGUACCAGGAAAGACAUUAGAAAACGUUUGUCCUGGGACCUUGAUCACUUCUAACAUACAGAGGUUAGAAGUGAUCAAGGUCCUAGAACUGAAAUGUUUUCUUAUAAAUAUGUCCGAAUGUUUGAUCACAUCUUUUUUAAAACAACUUCUUGGUAUUAAUUACCAAAGUUCAUACCAUUAUAGCUUAGGACAUUUAUUAAAGCAAUGUUAUACCAUGAGUAGCAAACAAACCAAGGUACGGGGGUGGGAUUGAACUCGGCAAGUGAGCUGACGCAGUGGCUUAUGCGCCAGCCUGGAGUUUAACCACUCACUUGCCGCAAGUUCAGUUCCAACCCGUACAGUGGUUUAAAUGUCCUGAACUGUACGUAAGUGCCUUUUUCCACAUGUCAGUAUCACCAUGCCAUUUUUCACACGUCCUCUACUCUUGCCGUCACCCACAUACACACAGCUAUGUUACCACUUAAUUUAAACAAUCAACUCAUCCUGUGAGCCAUUCCUUGCUAUUCUAUGAAAGUGGAAUACAGUAUGUACUUAGAAUAGUAGCAUUUUUAAUAGUAAUGAUAUUGUAAAUUAGGUAAAGAGGACACAAGCACAAUUAAUGCAACAUUUCAUUGUGGCAACGUUUAACUUCCUGUAGAGCGAAACGUUGCCACAAUAAAAUGUCACAUUAGUUGCACUUGUGCCCUUUUACCUAACAUAUCGUCGGUAAUUCUGCCAACAUUAUUACAACGAUAUUUUAUAUAUUAUUUUUUUUACUUUGUUUUUGCGUUUUGAUGCUAUGAACAUUACUAAAAAUAAUUGAGUAUACCAUUAAGUUCCAACCGAUUUGUCAGUGCACAUGUACCUGGUUGAUACCUUAGUAGCAAUUGAUUGCUUCUAGUCAGUAGUAGUGACUAGUUAUAGAAUGUCUAACCAUAUUCCAUUCUUCAAUGAAUAAAGUGAAGAAGCUGUAAUAAGCCAAGAGAAAAUAGAUAAAUAAUGCACGUUAAUCUUUAUUUCUGAUUACGUUAUAUAUUGUUCAAUUGUCACACAUUGAUUGUAAACUAUAAAUUUACUCCAUUAGCUCUAGUUUUUAAUUUUCAGGAAGUAUUCUUAAUGCAAUCCAUUUCUUUAAAUCUAAAUUGGUUAAAAGUACAUACCAUAAUUUUACUUAUAUAGGUUAAUACAGGUCGGCCAUUACUGAUAAGCAGUCGCCAAUUUGGUACCAUCACUAAUCUGGUUCCAUUGCUAAUCCGAUUCCAUCACUAAUUCGGCACUAAUUUUGGCUGGCAUCAUUGGUAAAAGUUUACACCCCAGGGCUUUCAAAGGUAUGACACAGUUUCCUGUGAUGUUGGAUUAGUGACGGUCGACUUGUAUUAUACAGUGGACCCCCGCUUAACGAUCACCUCCCAAUGCGACCAAUUAUGUAAGUGUAUUUAUGUAAGUGCGUUUGUACAUGUAUGUUUGGGGGUCUGAAAUGGACUAACCUACUUCACAAUAUUCCUUACGGGAACAAAUUCGGUCAGUACUGGCACCUGAACAUACUUCUGGAAUGAAAAAAUAUCGUUAACCGGGGGUACACUGUAUUUCAGUUAUGUUGUGACAGUCAUUGUGAAGGUAAUUUGAAUAUUAAGGCUUCAGUUCCUAGUGUGUAUGAUGCAUUGGUUUCUUCGUAAUGUAUUUUGGUCUUCAAGCCUAUGUAGCAAGUUUUUUGCUCGACCCCAGUAAACAAUGUCGUAGUGUUUAUAAUACAGGUGGUCCUCAAUGUUCAGUGGGGUUAAGUUCUGACGAACCCAUCGUAAGUCAAAUAUGUGAUAAGUAAGUAAAUAAAUAACUGCUGUCACUAAAUAAAUAAUUACUGUAAAUACCAGUAUUGAAAAG